GGGGUGAAGGAAAUCCCCGGAGUGCGCAUGUCGAACCUGGUGUAACAAUCCCCGGGAGACAGGGCGGUGAUUCCCCGGGCCGUGAGAGAGAGGUUCGCUGCUGCCCGCUCCCCAGCUCUCGGGAAACCCUCCCGUACAGAGAGGGUUCCCAUUCUGUCCUGGCCCACAACCUCGCUCCAGGGCUGAGCGACGCCUGCUGCCACUGGAGUUCCGCCGCCACUGUCGCUUUCUCUCGGCUCCUGCUUUCCUUCUCCACCCAUGGAUAACAAGCCCCUCUUGCAGGAGAGGCCACCCGCGUACGCUGCGGUGCCGGAGAGGGGCUACGACUACGGCCAGACCUAUGGGACCAUCCCACCGCCUGGAUACCAGCCCCCUCCAUACUCUUACCCGGCUUCAGGUUAUGUACCUCCAGCCCCUGCAGGUAUCCAGCCCCCUGUGUGCCCAGGAUCAAACUAUUCAAACACUUACACCAUUAUUCAGCAGCCAGCUGCAGCUUCAGUUGUAGUGGUGGGUGGCUGUCCAGCUUGCAGGGUUGGUGUUCUGGAAGAUGACUUCACUUGCUUGGGUGUGCUGUGUGCAAUAUUAUUCUUUCCAAUUGGGAUCCUAUUUUGUUUGGCACUGCGACAACGGAGAUGCCCAAACUGUGGAGCCAGCUUCGGUUAACUGGAUCAGUGUGACCAGCCUAUCUGUGGCCAAAUUGAAAUUUUUUACUGUAAAUUCUCUGCCAUUGUGUAUAAACUACAGAUGACUUGCCUUCAUUCUGUGAUUUAGUUUGAUAGAAAUUGAGAUUUGAUCUUUAAAAACAAAAGCAUGACAAUUGAAUGCCUGCAAGUGACUAAUUUCUCCAUUAUGAAUAGUUCAAACGUACAGGCAAAAAUUGAUUCUUCAUUUUACUGUUUCCUUAAAUUGCCCUUGAAAAUCUACAAUUAAAUCUGCAUUCUUGUAUUACUAUUUUUAACUAGCUACUUUUGUCUGGUUGUUAAACAGAAGUGUCUAUGAUGGAUCAGGAAUGCCUUUGGCAACUUGGAUAAGAUGUGAAUUGCGAGCCAGAGUUUAAAUGUCAUUUUGUUUGCGCACACUUUUCAACAGGUGGGAAAGUCUUGUAUGGAUGGGAGCUGUUUCUUCCAUUGUGGAAGAACUAUCCAGUUAGUCCCAUUAUCCCUUGUUUUUCCAGCAGUCUUGCUUGAUUCUUUAGUUUGAGGGUUUAUACAAUUCCCUAUUUUAAAUUUGCAAUUAAUUUUCCACCCUUUUCAGUCAGUUCAUUCUAGAGCAUAACUCACUUUAUUAAAUUCCCAGCGCGCUCUCUAUUUUUGCUAAUUAACUUGAAUCAAAGUUCUGUUUAUAGAUCCUCCUGCCACGGAAUAGUUUCUUGAGGAUUUGAUUUGCGAUGUUAAAAAAAAAACAUGUUCGAUGAGCCUGUUGACCUUUCCAAACCUACAGUCUCUGUCAUUCAAAUGGGACAAUCUAAACCUGAAUAAAUUUAUUUUCCAUA
This is a messenger RNA of Hemiscyllium ocellatum (epaulette shark), 1492 nucleotides long. It is a transcript of the gene bri3, whose product is annotated as brain protein I3. The record is from RefSeq and is a predicted model, not a curated record. Bases 259 to 663 code for a protein of 134 amino acids. The transcript has 3 exons. Lineage: Eukaryota; Metazoa; Chordata; Chondrichthyes; Orectolobiformes; Hemiscylliidae.